Molecule: messenger RNA, 987 nt
Organism: Diaporthe amygdali
Lineage: Eukaryota; Fungi; Ascomycota; Sordariomycetes; Diaporthales; Diaporthaceae
Product: short-chain dehydrogenase
Exons: 3
Coding region: 1-987 (328 amino acids)
Source: RefSeq, a predicted model, not a curated record
AUGGGCAUCAUCUUCAGCGCUAUAUCGCAGGCCUUUCCGCCCAAGCCCGCCUUCACCGAGAAGGAUAUCGGAAAUCUAAGCGGCAAGGUCUACGUCGUUACCGGAGCCAACACAGGCCUGGGGAAGGAGAUCGCCCAGAUCCUCUACUCCAAAGAUGCCAAAGUCUACUGCGCAGCCCGCUCCAGGGAGAAAGCCGAAGGCGCAAUAGAAUCCAUCAAAGCAGCCUGGCCCAACUCUCGCGGCCAGCUCAUCUUCCUGCCGCUGGACCUGGCCGACCUGAGCACUAUCAAAGCUUCAGCAGACGAGUUUCUCUCCAAGGAAGACAAGCUGCACGUGCUCUUCAACAACGCCGGCGUCAUGGUGCCCCCCAACGGCUCCAAGACAGCCCAAGGUUACGAGCUGCAGCUGGGCGUAAACAACCUGGGCACAUUUUUCUUCACGAAGCUUCUGACGCCCACGCUCAUCCGCACAGCCAGGGCCGAGGACCCGUCCUCGGUGCGUGUCAUCUGGGUGGCUUCGUCGGCCGCCGAGUCGAUCCAGGUGCCGAAUGGGGGCGUCGACAUCUCGAACCUCGAUUACCACGUCGACAAGAGCCCCUUUGACAAGUACUGCGUGUCAAAGGCUGGGAACUACCUCCAGGGCACCGAAUUUGCCCGGCGGCACAAGGAGGAUGGCAUCGUCAGUGUGCCACUGAACCCAGGGAACCUCAGCUCGGAUCUGUGGCGGUCGUUCGGUAGCGGGGCGCAGGGUUUCUUGAGGAGUUUCGUGCUUCAUCCACCUAUUCUUGGAGCGUACACGCAGCUCUUCGCUGCGUUCUCGCCCGAGGUCUCGAUUGACAGGUCUGGUGAAUGGGUGGUCCCUUGGGGCCGAUUCAUGAAAAUCAGACAGCACCUUCUGGAUGGAAGCAAGCCGGUCUCUGAAGGUGGCAAAGGUACUGCAGAAAAGUUCUGGGAAUGGAACGAGGAGCAGGUAAAGCCUUUCCUGUAG